CUUCUUCUCCCCUUUUCCGAGUUGACAGUUUCAAACCCGGUCGUACGGUCUGCCGUUCAGGCAGAAUGACGACAAUGCCGGGUCCGCCGCGUGAUCGCUCGCUUGCCUGGCGAUUAUUCGCCAGAGAAGCUUCAGCCUUGUAGAAUACAAUGCGGGAAACCUCGCUCGUCAUCACUUAUUCAACGUUUGAGUCGAGUGUUGUCGCCAGCCCAAAAUAGAGCACUUGUACUGGGAGAGGAAGGGGCUUCUUUCGUUUCCUUUCUCAAAAGAAUUUGAUUUCUAAGGGCCCCCUUAUAACACUCUCCCCCUCCCAAAAAUGGAAUAAGUACCUCCAAAGGACAUACGACACCUAACCUUCCCCAAAAUAUAUUGUCAGGAUAAAACAAUCGCAAAGAUGUCUUCCGCCGCGAUAUUUUGAUGAGUCGUAACCUGGCUCGUUGAGUUUAUUCUUGUCAGAUCGUUCUUUUUUUUCUCCCCAGGAAAGCUGACAUUAAUCCCUUUAAAAAAAAUCUGUAAAAAUGCCUUUUCUACCCUAUUCUGGUGAGGAUUUCAGAUUAAUGUGGUCUGAGCUUUCAAUGCUAAGGUUUGCAGGGCCUUCCCCGUUUAGUAUUCCUUGUAUUUAAUAUGACAUAUAUAUUUAAAAUAUGUAUGAUAUUUCCCGCAAAUGACUUAACGCUCCCCGAGUCAGGACUCCCGAGGGCCCCCGGUUGAAGAGCCCUCUCAGCGUUGUCCCGACGAGCCGCUCGCUCUCCCGAAUCUUUUGGCAAACACGGCCGCCGGUGAGCGCCCGCCAUUAGCAGAUGUGUCCUAGAUGCGUCUGAGCCGGAUGGAAAAAGAGCGAGAGUCAGCAGCCACAUGCCUCUGAGUCCGGCCGCUGACACCAAACAUGAUCGCCCACGCCAACAGGCGGUUACUAACGGCAACCCGCCAGGCUCUACCGUUGCCCGGGACGACGACGACGCCGAGGACGCGCCCUCCGGAAACAGCGUCGUGGUCCGCGUCGGCAUCCCGGACCUGCAGCAGACGAAGUGUUUGCGGUUGGAUCCAGAGUUACCCGUUUGGACCAGUAAGCAGAGGGUUCUGGUCACCUUGACUCAGUCUCUGUCGGAUGUUUUGAACUAUGGUCUCUUCCAGCCGGCGUUCAACGGCCGAGCUGGCAAGUUUCUGGACGAGGAGCGACUUUUGAAAGAGUACCCUCUCCCCCCCAUCACGCCUAUUCCGUACCUUGAGUUUCGUUACAAACGCAGAAUUUACACGCAGAGUUACGUAGACGACAAGCAGCUGGCCAAGCUUCACACCAAAGCCAAUCUGAAGCGCUUCAUGGAACACGUCCACCAAAAGAAUGUAGAGAAGGUUUCCAAAUGGCUGGAAAAGGGCCUGGACCCCAACUUCCACGACUCGGACAGCGGAGAGUGCCCUCUGACGCUGGCGGUGCAGUUGGAGGAGAGCUGCGAGCUCAUCAAAGUUCUUCGCAGCGGCGGCGCUCACUUGGACUUCCGCACCCGAGACGGUAUCACCGCGCUGCAUCGGGCCGUCAUGUGCCGCAACAGCGCCGCUCUCACGACCCUCCUGGACUUGGGAGCGUCUCCGGACUACAAGGACAGCAGGGGGCUGACUCCUCUCUAUCACUCGGCCAUGGUGGGCGGCGCCCCUUACUGCUGCGAGCUUCUGCUGCAGGACCACGCCAUGCUCGGCAUGACCGACGAGAACGGUUGGCAAGAAAUCCAUCAGGCGUGUCGCCACGGAAACGUUCAGCACUUGGAGCACCUGCUGUUCUACGGAGCCGACAUGAGCUCCCAGAAUGCAUCGGGAAACACGGCGCUGCACCUUUGCGCUCUGUACAACCAGGACAGUUGCGCCAGAGUCUUGCUGUUUCGAGGCGCCAACAAGGACAUCAAGAAUUACAACAACCAGACGGCCUUUCAGGUCGCCAUCAUCGCCGGGAACUUCGAUUUGGCCGAAAUCAUCAAGAUUCACAAAAGUUCUGAUGUCGUCCCCUUCCGAGAAUCUCCGUCUUACACCAAGCGGCGGCGCCUGGGAACCGUCAGGUCCCCGGCGGGAAACGGCCUGUCCUCGCCGCGCUCUCUGAUUCGCUCGAUCAGCGACAACGCUCUGGAAAGCCCCGCCUCCUCCCCCGGCCCAUCCCUGCAAAGCUUGGAAACGCACUUGGACACGCACUCGCAUUCGCUGCGUCGACACGCGCGCAGGCUCAGUCCGAGUGGCGGCGGAGCUCACGUGGAGAGCAGCCCCCCGUCUUCGCCGCCUCUUACCCCGCAAGUGAGAAAGAAGAGGCUGUAUAGCGCCGUGCCGGGACGCACCUUCAUCGCGACGCGCUCCCACGUACCCCAGGGGCCGGGCGAGAUCCAGCUGCACCGUGGCGAAAGGGUCAAAGUUUUGUCCAUCGGCGAAGGCGGGUUCUGGGAAGGAAACGUCAAAGGAAGAACCGGUUGGUUUCCCGCCGACUGCGUCGAAGAAGUUCAGAUGAGACAGUACGACCCCAGACUGGAGACUCGGGAGGACCGCACCAAGAGACUGUUCCGACAUUACACGGUGGGCUCGUACGACAACUACACCUCAUACAGCGACUACGUGAUCGAGGAGAAGAUUGCCGUCCUGCAGAAGAGAGAGAGCGAAGGGUUUGGCUUUGUCCUGCGGGGAGCUAAAGCUGAGACCCCCAUCGAGGAGUUUGCCCCCACGCCGGCGUUUCCCGCCCUGCAGUACCUGGAGUCCGUGGAUCAGGGCGGCGUGGCCUGGAGGGCGGGUCUACGUACCGGAGAUUUCCUCAUUGAGGUCAACGGUGCCGACGUGGUGAAGGUGGGCCACCGCCAGGUGGUGGCGCUGAUCCGACAGGGCGGCAGCCGCCUGCUGAUGAAGGUGGUGUCCGUUUCUCGCAAGUCGGACACCAAUCUGAUAAGGAAGAAAGCUCCUCCCCCUCCCAAGCGAGCCCCCAGUACCUCUUUGACUCUACGAUCCAAGUCCAUGACCGCUGACCUGGAGGAGAUCGCCAGGAGGAGGCGCUUUGAGAAACUGGACGACAUGCUGGCGGGGAACACGCAAGAAGUGGUUCUGCGGUCCCGGCCUUCCGACGACUUCAGGGCGGCCACGGUCAAGCAGAGACCCACCAGCCGGAGAAUCACUCAGGCCGAGAUUAACUCGUUGUUCGAGCGUCAAGGUCUCGUUCCGCCUUCGGGCCCAGAGAAGAGCACCAUGGCGCUCCCCCGUGGGAUGUCCAGAACCAAAAGUUUUGGCACCCCCGAGGACGAGCGCAUCUCGGCCCUGAUCCACGAAAGCCGCUUUCCCCGCAGCUCCUCUCUCACCGACAGCUUCAUCCCUCCGCCUCCCCAGACGGCGCCGCCUCCUCCUCCGUCCCCGCUCUUCCUGCUGGAUUCGGGACCGCCCCCUUCCUUCCUUCCGCCGCCUCCCCCCGCCAGAGGGGAGGGCCUCACCCGGUCCAGCUUCAAGCCGGGAACCGAAGCCAGGCUGCAGGAGCUCUCGGACGCGCCUUCCAGGAGUCACGCCGAGCGUCAGAGGAAGGCGCGAUCCAUGAUCAUCCUGCAGGAUACGCCGCCUCAGCUUCAGCCGGAGAUGCACGCCGCCGCCAUGCACGUGUCGUCCUCGCACACCUCCACGCUGUCUCUCCACACCGCCGCGCUGGGUCACUCUCCGCUGUCGCGACGCCGCGGCCGACCCAUCGAAAACCCGUACGCCAACGUGGGACAGCAGGCCCCCCCGGCCAAACCUCAGAGGAGGAAGUCACCUCUGCUCAAACAGCUUCCCGUGGAGGAGCAAGGCCUCAAAGACCAGGACGGAAAGUUGGAGGGGAGCGCCCCGGGCAGCCCCAGCAGGGCGGAGCUCUACCAGCAGCAGGUUCUGUCGGAGCGCGCUCGCGUCCACGGCCGCCGCUCCUCCCUCUUCCUGUCCGUAGAGGGCGCCGUCUCUGACAACCAGGCGCCCCCUCUCCUGACUCAGAGCCAUUCCAUGGACGACCUGGGCGAGCUUCCUCCUCCCGCUCCAGUCCUGUCGCCCUCGCCCACCCCGCACACCUUCCUGCACCCGCUCACCGGCAAGCCUCUCGAUCCUUCGUCUCCGCUGGCCUUGGCUCUGGCGGCGCGCGAACGAGCGCUCACCGCUCGCACUCCGAGCCCCGAGCCGCGGACCAAGCAUUCUUCGGCUUCCGCCACGCCCGUCCCCACGCCGGCCGCCAGUCCCGAGGGCCGCCACAAGCGCACCCCCGUCCCCACCCCGCAGGGCAGCCCCGAGCCUCGCUCCAAGCGGGCCACCCCGCAGACCAGCCCCGAACAGCGGAGCAAGCGCGCCACCCCUCAGAGCAGCCCGGAGCUGCGACACAAGCGCGUCACUCCGCCUCUGUUCCCCGACGGUCAGGCGGAGCGUCCCGAAGCCGAGGGCGGCGUGACGUCGCCCGCGGGGCCCUCCCCGGAGCGCUGGAGACCCGUCCCGCUGGCGAACCUGGCCAACGAAAGCCACUCGGCCGCCGUCGACAGGCGAAGGAGCCUGACUGUCGGCAGCUCGGAGGAAGAAGGCGGCGCCUACACGGUGACCCUCCCGCCCGCGUUGUUGUCAUCUAGCGACGAGGAGACGAGGGAAGAGUUACGUCGGAUCGGUCUGGUGACGCCGCCCCCCGGUUUCGCCGCGCCUCCUUCCCCGUUGGCCGUGACCCCGCGUCGGGGCGGCGAGGGCGACGCGGGCGAGGACGACGACGAGCCCCGCGACGGCUCGCUGCCUCCCUCCAUCACCUUGGCGUCGCCCGCCGCCCCGCCGUCCUCGCCGCCCGCCGGCCACACCGCCUCGGCGCUCAAGCCCCGCCUCCGCUCGCCCGUGGGGCGCGGGCGCUCGGCCCUCAGGGACCCUCUUCUCAAACAGUCGUCCGACAGCGAACUGCUGCCGUCCUCGCCCGCCUGCCCGGCCGCCGCCCGCCAACCGCGUUACCUCUUCCAGCGGCGCUCUAAGCUGUGGGGGGGCGGCGACGAAGAGGGCCGGCCCGCGGCGCUGGGCGGCCAAGGGUCCGCCUCGGCCUUGGAGUUGAGCGGCAGGGCCGAGUCGGGCCUGGAUCUCGCCAACAGGCUCCACCUCCUCAACAAAGACAGCCACUCCUUGGGGGAGGAGCCCAGUCCCCUCGACCCCGGACGCAGGUCCCCUGUAGGUGGUGCCAGAUGUGGGGACAGUGGAGAGAGAAAAUCGUUGUUCUCCAGCCUGGGCGAGCUGCACACCAUCUCCCAGCGAGGAUACGGCGCCACCUACACAGUACGGCCGGGAAGUCGCUACCCCGUCACCCGCCGCAGUCCUUCCCCGUCCCCUUCCCCGACCCCUUCCGAUAGGCCGGCGGCUUCCCCCGAGCGCCCGGACCUGAGCUCGGGUCGAGGUCUGACCAUCCUCAAGUCGUCCAGCCUCAGCCUGCCGUCGGAACCCAAAGAGGUCCGUUUCGUGAUGCGCAGCGCCAGCGCUCGGACCCGCUCCCGCUCGCCCUCGCCGUCCCCGCACGCCUCCCCGUGCCCCUCGCCCGUCCUCAGCGGCCCCCUGCUGGCGCUCAGGCCCUGGAGACAGCGUCCGCUCAGCUUGUGGAACAAGUACGACGUGGGCGACUGGUUGGAGAGCGUGGGCCUGGCCGAGCAUCGCCAGCGCUUCCAGGAGCACGAGAUCGAAGGCUCGCACCUCCCCGCCCUCACCAAGGACGACUACGUGGAGCUGGGGGUCACCCGGCUGGGUCACCGCAUCAACAUCGAGCGAGCCCUCAGGCAGCUAUUGGACGGCGCCACUUGACCCCCGUCGCCGCUAUAGGCCGCUAGUUUUGCCAGUUCGGCUCGUUGAUCGCCGACGUCCAGGACGCAAAAUGUUUUCCGCCCCCGUCGUGUUCAUUUUUCUCAUCCGUCCUGUCCGUAGAUCGAGUCAUCCAUCAUUCAUCUCAUUCACCACCAUCAUCAAUCAUCUCCAUCCCUUUUCAUCACCAUCUUGUCCUACAACCGUCUCCCAGCGCUAGAAGACGUCGAGUAAGUAAGUUCCGAAUGUGUUUCAGCUUGGCCCGUUCUGCGUGGGCGAUCAAAGAGUUGAUUUUUUUGUUUUCUUCCACCUAUUAUCAUUAUUAACCCUGAAUAAUAUUAGUCUUCAUUUUGAAUAGUUCUGAAUAUAAUGGACUCUAUGCACGCAGCACUUGGGUUUUGGGUGUAGGGUGGCAACUUAAAGUCCCUGUAAAGUGAAGACAAAUAUGUCUCUGAAAAUACAAAUCUUCUUCCUAGCUUUUUCCGCGCGCACUCCGGGCUGACCGCGAGGCGAUCGUCGGCGGCCGUGCAGGAGUGAAGCCCCCCGCUCCAAAUUCUGAAUCGACUUUCCAGGGUCUUUAAGGCCACGGGUUGUUUUCAAGUCGGAUGGCAUUCCGGUAGCUUGUAACAUAUUGAAAGCGAAAACUCUUACGCCGUGCGACCUUUCCACCCAAAAUGCUAUUAGUGCCUGGUCGUGCGUAAGGUCAGUCAUCCUCAUUUAGGUUUGAUGAGCAAUGAUGUGCCAGUGUUGAUUCUAUUUUUCACUUUUAAUAUGACGAUGUGUCGAGGUUUACGAUGACUCGUCGACCGCGCCCGCCCGUGUAUGUGAUACGUGUUGAUCGGACAUGGUGCUACACGUGGGAAGCCAUCUGUACAGCAAAGAACUUUGUCAUCCUUUAGCCAAUCAGCAGCAGAUCAGUCUGUCGCGGCUGGCAAUUCCAGUCCAAAAUUGAGGGGGGGGUGAAGGUCAGAGGAGGAGUUUCCACUCUGCCAUGAGUUUUUUUUUUUUUUUUAUGAACUUGCCAUCGGUGGAAACUUCUGAUUCUCACACCAGUCGCAACGGAAAAUAACGGAGCCUUAUUCCAUUGGGAAUAAUGUCAUUUCUCUCCUGGAAACGCGACGAUAAAGAUACAUUUCCGAUGCACUGCGCGUGUAUUUUUCUACUCGACACCUGAUGCUAAACAACCGUAAAGAUUAGUUUGUAGUCUACACAUAGAAAUGUAGCUUGAAUAGUUAUUCCUAAAUAAUGCUCAAGCAAUAGACUGGUGCGUCGUGAUGAAGUCUUCAAAUUUUGUCAUGUAACCCGACGGAAAUUUCUGGGCUGUUGAUUAAUGCUUGACCAAUGAUUACAAGGGGAGCAUUUCAAGUGAACUUUGCCGUCACUGACUGCCAGUGAGUUAAGAUUGAUGGUCCGAUUUGGGUGUGUGUGACUUGUAGCUCUUGUAUGAAUGUGCAUUGUACUACCGCGCGUGCUAAUAAAGCGCCACCUAUGACAUUGUCCGUGAUUGAAUUGAAUCGGUUGGAUGGCUUUGCUGUUUCUUUGUGCUCUUUUCUUCUUUUCACACCCCAAACAUUGUUUCUAAUAAAGGCUUAUUUACUACAACCAUAGACUUCAUAAUACUUGACACAUCAGCUGCUUCAUUCACUGUCUGGUGCUAUGUGACCCGGCUUCAUUUAUUAGAAGUUUGUGGCCGUGAAACUCUCACACAUGCUUUUGAGGACAAAGCCGGAUUUACAUUUAAAAAGUACGAAAGCUGGACCGCAUACUAACAAGAAGGAUUGUCUCAGGAGUGUUUUUUUUUUUUCUCGAGGAUUCAAGGUAAUUAUUAUAUUUUUCGUACCAUGCACGCAUUUUGAAAUGUUGAGAAAAAAAUCAAUGGGAGAAAUUAGCCGCUCCGGCAUUGGCAUCAUACCUCGCAAUAUUUAUGUAACAUAACUGCCAACUGCCCGGUUUUUGCUUUUAAUCAAGAAUAGAGACUGUUUUACGUCCAUAUCUAUAAAGAAUUUUAGCAUUUAUUCACAAGAAUUUUCAACAGAAUAGGCUCGGUUUCCACUCACAGCUGCUAGCUACAGUCACUAACAGACUAGCAUUGUACUUCGACAUAUUUAUGUAAAAUGAAUACUAACUGCCCGUUUUUUGCUUUUAACCAAAAACCGAGACUAUUUUACGUUUAUAAAAAUUUUUAGGGAUUUAAGCAUGUAUUCACAAGAAUUUUCAACAGAAAAAGCUCUGUGUGUGUUUCCA
Corythoichthys intestinalis (scribbled pipefish) is the source of this 8019-nucleotide messenger RNA. It is a transcript of the gene shank3b, whose product is annotated as SH3 and multiple ankyrin repeat domains 3b. Gene Ontology annotation, molecular function: ionotropic glutamate receptor binding; synaptic receptor adaptor activity. Bases 856 to 5778 code for a protein of 1640 amino acids. Lineage: Eukaryota; Metazoa; Chordata; Actinopteri; Syngnathiformes; Syngnathidae. The transcript has 27 exons. Gene Ontology annotation, cellular component: postsynaptic density; postsynaptic membrane; dendritic spine. The record is from RefSeq and is a predicted model, not a curated record.